UGUUGCCUCCACAUCACCAUUAACAAACCCUGCUUCCUGAAGGAGGUCGCUUCCUCCCAGCAGUAUUAAGCGCAAUUAUCAGCAGAUCAUGUAGAGAAGGGAGAAAUCCCAGCCUGGAUUUGAUCAGCCAUCUUCCUGGAAGGCAGAAGGUUCCGUACGACUCCUCCUCUUCAGCCGCAGCAGGUUGUUAAGGGUCGUGUUCAGGCAAGCCCUGAAAUUCUCUGAAGGUGGGUUUAGGUGGAUCCAAGAUGCCGGCAAUAAAAUUGCUGAAAUGAACCUCUUCUGUCAAACUUGUGACAAAAUGUGUGCACAGAGAUGUGUAGGUAGGGUCACAGCUGGAUUACAGCAGACUGAGACUUCCCAGUCUGUGGAGUUUUCAGCAUAAAUAUAGUCAGCCUCCCUUGGCACGUUUGAUACGCCCCACCGUCUUAUCUGCUCUGUGCAUUGGCUCAGAGCAUGACAUGACAUGUCCUGCCGCUCGUGUCAGCUGUCAGUAAAUCAUUUUGGUUUCAGUCUUUGCUUUUGGAAACAUUUCAAAGGCAUGUGCUGCCGAAUGCUGUGGGAGAGCCUGCUGCCACCCAGCUCCCCUCUGGCUCGAGGGCCUCUCCUCUUUCCUCAGGCAUCUCACUGAGGGGGACAGAGCAUCCUUUCUCAGAAAAGUCCUCAGAUGUCUGGAGAGAGCAGAAAAACACAGCUGUUGCAGUGUUUUGGCUUUGCAAAGGCAUCUGAGCUGGUGAGGGAUGCGCUCUUUGAGUAAAAUGAGAACCUCAGCUACGGAAAGCUUUCGACCUGGGUUUUUCUUUCUGCAGAGUGAAAUCAUCAGACACGCAGGGUACCCCAGCGAGGAGUAUGAAGUCCUGACUCAUGACGGCUACUAUCUCAGCCUGAACAGAAUUCCUCAUGGGAUAGAAAAUCCUGGGAACGUAGGGGCGAAGCCAGUUGUGUUUCUCCAACAUGGGUUAUUGGCAGAAGGCAGUAACUGGGUGGAAAAUCUCGCUAACAACAGCCUUGGCUUCAUACUAGCAGACGCUGGCUAUGACGUCUGGGUGGGCAACAACCGAGGGACAAGCUGGUCCCGGAGACACCAGUACCUUACAGAUAACCAGGUCAAAUUCUGGAAUUUCAGCUUUCAUGAAAUGGCAAUGUACGACCUCCCAGCCAUGAUUGACUUCGUUCUAGAGAAGACGGGGCAGCAGCAGAUCUAUUACGUCGGCCACUCCCAGGGCUGCUCAAUUGCAUUGAUUGCAUUUUCAUCCAUGCCAGAACUGGCUCAGAGAGUGAAAAUGUUUUUCGCGCUGGCUCCAGCCGUGACAUUCAAGUAUGCCAAAAGUCCUCUUGUGAAAAUCGCCCUCUUUCUGCACGGGCAGCCCCAGGUGAUUCAGCUUUUCCUUGGCAAAACGGACGCCACGCUGCGGAUAAGGAAGCUGUCGAAGUACCUCCCCAGGCUGUGCAGAUACCCACUGAUGUACAAACCCUGUGGCAGACUUUUCUCCCUGCUGGGCGGCAACAAUGAAAAGAACCUCAACGUGACACGGCUGGACGUGUACACAUCUCACUAUCCAGAUGGGACAUCUGUCAAAACUGUGUUACACUGGGCCCAGGUGCUGAAAUCAGAGGAAUUCAAAGCCUUUGACUAUGGUAGAAAAAACCCAGCUGUGUACCACCAGGAGAAGCCGCCUUUCUACCAGGUGGAGAAGAUGCCUGUGGCCACCGCGGUGUGGUCAGGGGGCGCGGACAUUGUGGCUGACUGGAGGGAUGUCCGCCGGCUGCUGCCCCGCAUCCCUCAUCUUGUCUCCUAUGGCCACAUCCCCACAUAUAGCCACUGGGACUUCAUCUGGGGUUUGGAUGCUCCCAAGAACCUCUACAGCAGCAUCCUGGACCUGAUGGACAGGUUCCAGUAGAGACGCGGAUGGCCUGGCCCCUCUCACUCAGCUGGGACAACCUGAGGGACGUGUCCUGCUGUCCCCCUCCUCCUGCUGGCCAGACACACUCAUGGUGAUGGUUCUUCUCCUGCAUCCCUGGAUCACCAGGGUUUGUCCCUGACUCUCCUUGAAACUGCUGAAGAGAGCUAUUGCUUUGCUGAUUUGCAGGGCAGAGGGGAGUGAGAUGAAGGUCUGGUGGCCACUCCACACCAGCGGCCACAUCAAAGCCCAUGUGUGCAGCAAGGGUGUGUGGGGGAGAGCAAGCUGGCCAUUAUGUCUCAGCCACUCUUUGCCUAUCGGGGGGACCGAACUGGCCCCUGGCCACCCCCUCCUGCGUAUCAACGCAAGUAUGAAGGGUUACACCAUGGCCACAGAACAAAGCAUCAGAGGUGAUCCUCAAAGCAGAAAUAGUAAUAAGAUUUGUGAAUACAAAUCAAUAUGUGUUGUACUUGGAUGAUUUAGGGAUGUGAAAACGGUGGGUUUUGUUUGUUAAGACAUGGCUUGAUGUAUCACCCUGGAGUUUUUAGCUGGGCCGAACGAUACCCCAGACAUUCUCAUUCCAGAAUGGACUCUAAGAGGAUGAGAGGAGCGCAUCAUAAUCAGAGCUCCCUCUCAGCUGGUCUGAGACCCCUACCAGUGUCAACAUAACAUCACGGAUCCGAUCCCUAUGAAUACCAGAGCGCCUGCAAAAACUUCACCUGCAGCAACUUCAUGGGAACAUCUAAAAAGACUUCAUCACUGAACCCAGACAGGUGGUACAGUCCCUCACAAAUCCUUAUAGGAAAUUAAUAUUGGUCUGGGCUUAAACUUAUACCCUUGACUUAGAAUGUUAACGUUAUAGGCAAUAAGCUAACUGCAGUUAGUUUAGUCAGCGCAGUUCUGAGUCCUACUCUGUCCAUGUUGGGGUGUGACAAUGGUGCAAGAGAUGCAGCAUGAUGCAGCACGUGGGGCUUCCCACUUAGAUUCCCACCCAUUCAGUUGGUCUAUGGACGCAUGUUGAAGUGAAGAACGUGGUGAGACUUCUCAACCACUCGGGGUAAAUAAAAUGGCCAGAUCUGCAGGAGAAACCAAAAAUAAGAGAGAUUGCAGCCAUUCCAAAAGGGACACACUGGAAGAUUUUGUCACUGAACCUCGAACAGGUUGUACAGUCCCUCACAAACCCUUAUAGAAAUUAAUAUUGGUCUGGGCUUAAGCUUACACCCUUGACUUAGAAUUGUAACAUUAUAGGUAAUAAACUAACUGAUUAAGUGCAGUUCUGAGUCCUACUCUGUCUCCGUCGUGGUGCGACAGUCCUCUCUCACGGGCUUGGGGCACUGUGUGGGAAGGGCAUCCCCAGGGACGGCAGUGGUGGAGCCGCAUCUCAGGCUGUGCCAAGGGGAUGAGGGGACUGAUGCCAUGAAAAGCCAGACUCAGUAAUCAAUGCCAAUUUGAUUAUUAGGUAAGGUAUUCUUCAAUGCGAUGCCGGGCAUGCAGGGGAUCGCUCCAUAUAACGUGUGUCACGUCCAGUGCUGUUCACCAAGGCGAUAAACAGUCAAAGCACACAUACCCACCACUUUUCCUAGAACAGUUGUAUCUAUUAAAAUCAGUUCCCAGAAUUUAUUUACAUGAGCUUCCUCCCCUUGGUGCACACGCCCUGCCCUCUGGGGGUCUUCUUCAGGCGUCUGUGGAUGAAGGCUUUAGAUCCUUCUCACAGCUGAACUUUCCAGCUCUCUUCAUUGCACAUGCUCUUGGACUUCUUGGGCUCCUCUUCAAAGUUGCAUCUGGUCCUAGCUGGUUAUUUCUCCUGUUAUCAUUGCGCUAGUCCCUGUUAUCGGGCUUAAUUAGAUACAGUCACAUUCUUUCCCAUUCUUUAUAACCGCAGCCUUGCUAAAAGUCCUUAGUUAAGCACAAGCAUCCAGGCACAGUCCAGAUAAAAGUUACUAUUUAAAAGUGGGGGGUUGGAACUGGAUGAUCUUUAAGGUCCCUUCCAACCCAAACUAUUCUAUGAUUCUGUCAGAGGAGAUCUUACAGAGACCUUCGAGUACCUGAAGGGGGAAAGCUGGAGAGGGGCUGUUCACAAAGGCUUGUGGUGACAGGAUGAGGGGGAACAGGUACAAACUGGAGAGGGGCAGAUUUAGACUGGACAUUAGGAAGAAUUUCUUCACAAUGAGGGUGGUGAGGCCCUGGCACAGGUUUCCCAGGAAAGGUGUGGCUGCCCCAUCCCUGGAGGUGUUCAAGGCCAGGUUGGAUGGGCCUUGGGUACCUGAGCCAGUGGGAGGUUGGAACUGGAUGAUCUUCAAGGUCCCUUCCAACCCCAACUAUUCUAUGAUUCCACUAUUCAAGCUAACCCUACAUUUUAAUCCCAAAAUCUAUACAUAAUACUCAAAUACAUAAUAGGUUAGCAACUUGUUACAAACAAUUUCUUCCUUCACCCUCUCAGUCACUCAGCUGGGACAACCUGAGGGAUGCGUCCCUGAACACACUCUCGUCGAUGGUUCUCCUUGCGCACCCCUCAGUGCCAGGUUUGCCCCUCUUGGGGCGGGGGCUCCGUGCAGCAGGGUAGCCCUGGGGCGCUG
Molecule: messenger RNA, 4477 nt
Organism: Cuculus canorus (common cuckoo)
Lineage: Eukaryota; Metazoa; Chordata; Aves; Cuculiformes; Cuculidae
Product: lysosomal acid lipase/cholesteryl ester hydrolase
Exons: 8
Coding region: 741-1901 (386 amino acids)
Molecular function (GO): hydrolase activity, acting on ester bonds
Source: RefSeq, a predicted model, not a curated record